Messenger RNA from Thalassophryne amazonica, 2087 nucleotides. RefSeq lists its product as uncharacterized. The transcript is spliced from 3 exons. NCBI's taxonomy places the organism in Eukaryota, Metazoa, Chordata, Actinopteri, Batrachoidiformes, Batrachoididae. The record is from RefSeq and is a predicted model, not a curated record. Bases 10 to 2004 code for a protein of 664 amino acids.
GGGUUUAACAUGAGACCUUCUCAUAGCAGAACAGACAAAGAAAAGGACUUGUCUGUUUUCAAUAAGCAGUUAAAAACAAGAAGAAAAAAAUGUUGCCAAGUCAGUGCAUUCAUGACAGACAGUACAUGUUUCAACUCCUGUCAGAAGACACACGGUCAGCACAAAAUGAAAAGACUGAAGACACACAAGCAGAGGAAUCAGAUGAGAGGGGGUAAGAAAGAAAGUCAGCAUCUCCAUCACUGCCAUGGCCAAAGCAGCAGAGACAUGGCACAUUUCCACAGCUGCUGUCACAUAAGUUGUCACUGUCCUCCAAGGAGAGUUGCACCAUUUUCAAGGGUGGUUCCUCCAACACAGGAGCCCAGUAUCAUCACAGACAGCCGUCUGAUAGGACACCAUGGUCUUUUCAACCAUGAAGUCAAAUCUGUUGACAUUGCACGCCUACUCAGUCAGCAAAAAAAGCAGGAAAAUAGUAGACCACAACUCCAAAGCAAGAGCAUUGCUGCUUUGUUUCCUUCUUCGGCAUCUCAUGCUCCUUCUCCAUUGUUCAGUAACAAUAUGUUGAGUGCUGAUUCAAAUGAAAAUUUAGCAGACUCAAAGACCCAAGAAGUUUGUGUGGAGAAAGAUUUAACCACCUUUCAGCCUCAUAGUCAGGGAUCAGGAGUUACACCAGAGCAGAGAACACAGCUGUAUGUUGAUCUCUCGUCUGACAGCGAAAAAGGCAUCUUCUCAACUAAGCACAGCCCCAGUAGUGGAGAUAAAACGAGCAAGAAGACCGAGUCUAAGGUCACAGAUUCACAGCCAGCUCCUGCUGGCAACAGGGACAAGAUGUCCGUGGAAGGAAAAAGCACAGAAAAGGCACAGAAGAAAUGUGACAACACCCCCCAAAACAGAGAGCCUUGUGAUCCAAGUCUACUUCAGUUCUGCAGCUCUGCCACUGCUGCAGCCAGUGACAGCCAUGACACAGAGCACACAGGACAAGACCAUGAGGGUAUAUCCAAUUCCAUCAGUGCAGUGGCAGCACAGUUGUGUUGCUGUCUAAAUUUCCCAUGUCUGAAACAGAGACACGUGUUGGCAGAAAGCAGGGAGGUGUUGUUGCAAGCCCUACAGGACAGACAUGGAUCCCAGCUCCAAGAGAACCUUCUCAAGGUGCAGCAACACUUCAGCUUUGACUGUGACCCUGGAAACCCUGUCCAGGCCCAGAAUAGGGAAGCACUCUCUAGCGAUGAAGAUGGACUUUGGUCCACAAAUUCAGAUGUAGUCACAACAGCAUUUCAAGCCAACGCUGCCAGUCAGUCAUGUUUUCACAAACAGAAAAUGGCAUCUUCCAAGAGGCGUAAUCGGUAUGUGUCAUGGAGGGCCAGUCCACAGCCAAUCCAGAGCCCAGACAAAAUUGCAGAAUGGCUUAAAGGACCCUGUGUGGAGAGUUUUACUUGCCUGUCCAAUAACAUUCCCAUGCCUCACUCCUCUCAACAGUUUUCUAUGGACUUUGAGCCACAUGGACCUUCAUCCAGUGAUGAUUUGUUUGCUCCCUCUUCCUCUGCAUUCUGGACAGAUAAAGCUUCAAGAGCCCAGAGCAGAGAGUCAAAUCUGAUGAAUUUCUCUGAAAGUAACUUUAUAAACCAGACCACAUGGCUGAGAGAGAGGAGCAGAGAUCCUCCAUACUAUAACAGCAGCAGCCGAUUGUUUCUUCAUUCCGGGUCAGGACUGGAAGAUUUAGACUCUGUAGAACCGAGGCACUACACCAGGAAGAAAGACCCAUUUAAGACUGCCACAUGUAUUUCUGCUUCAUCCUCCUUUGGCCGACUGCACCAUUCUGAGGACAGUAAUCACUUCCACCACAGCACCCAGGUCAGCCAGCCUCCAACCUGCUCCUCCAUCAGGUCCCAUCACAUCGACAUGACUAACUAUCCCCCAUCUCACAUGCUGGAAAGAGAUUCUGCACCUCUCUUUUCUUCUUUCUCUAGUCCACAACACUGGUCUUUCCCUCCAAUGAAACUCUACUAAUAGCUGAUGAAGCUUUUACAUAUUUGUAAUUGAAGAACAAAGGCUCUUAAUUUACUCCCUUAAAACUCCAUUUUUUUUUCCUC